Molecule: messenger RNA, 564 nt
Organism: Paramecium sonneborni
Lineage: Eukaryota; Ciliophora; Oligohymenophorea; Peniculida; Parameciidae
Source: the annotation of a GenBank genome assembly
AUGCUCUAAGGUAAAUUCAACAUAUUUGACAAUCAAAAUCAAUUCUAAUCAUAAUAAUUUAGUUAUAUUUGUCUUAAGUCCUAUUCCAAAAACAUUGCAACUAAAAUAAUUUUAUACAUUCUUUAUUUUUAGAAAUAAUUCUUGAAAUCUUUUUUGAAAAUUAUUUAAUAAGUAAUUUAAGGAGAGAAAAACCUGAAAAAAAGUUAAAAGUUUUACUAUUAUAUUUAUUAUCUUCAGUUCAAAAUGUAGUCGAGCUUAAUUAUCUAUAAUUUUAAUAUCAAGACAAAUUUAAAUUUGAAAUCAAGCAAAGUGCUUAAUAAAAAGUCUGUCAACAAUAUUAUUUUUGUUUUUAGAAGCUAACAUUUAAAAUUCUUUUUAUUAAUGGAUGACAUAAUAAAUGAAGAUACUUUAAAUUACAUCACAUUAUCAAAUAAAUGCAAUCCAGGAAUAAACAUUUAGUCAUUACUUAUUGGUGAAAAAUCAUUUGAAAUUACUUAAUUGUUAGACAAAAUAGUUCAAUAUAUUUAUAUGAUUUACAAGAUAUUGUUAUUUUAUAAUAAAUGA